UCUGGGACAGAAGGGUUGGGAAGACGGACACCACAAUGAUGCUAUCUUGGGUGAUGCUGUUAGUGCUUGCAGGUAAUUCUGCAAUAACAACAGCAAUAACAAGACCAGCAAGAACAAGAACAAGAGCAACAACUCCUUUCUAUACCACCCCCAUUUAUGAUGAAAUUUAUGUGAGGCUGUCGGGAAACUGUUCCGGUCUACUUGAAGUUUAUUACUUUGGUGGCUGGACUGGUGUAUGCUAUGAUCAACUCAGCCUGACGGAAGCUGAGGUCGUCUGCAGGGAACUGAAGUGUGGCCGAGCACUUUCAGUUAGGAAAUACAACAACAGCCUCACUUACCCUUACUUGAGUAACGUGUCCUGUACUGGCAAUGAAGACUACUUCUGGCAAUGCUCUUUUCGAGAAGGAAGCUGCCGAACCAACGCAAAUGUUGCAGUUGCAUGUGCAGACUCAAAAUGGCUUCAAACAACAGCUCCUUUUCCAGAAACCAGAACACCUGAUUAUAGAAAAGAGCUCCGAUUGGUAAAUGGAGGGGAUCGCUGUCAAGGCCGUGUUGAAGUUCGGCGUGACUAUGGAGAAUGGGGGACAGUUUGUGAUGACUCAUGGGAUCUAAACGAUGCGGCGGUAGUAUGCAGACAACUCGGAUGUGGACAAGCUGUUGAAGCUAAACAUGGAGGCUAUUUUGGACAAGGAUAUGGUCCUAUUCUUCUCGAUGAUGUUUACUGCCGUGGGUAUGAAUCCUAUCUUUGGGACUGUACAACUUCAGGCUGGGGAAAACAUAAUUGCAACCACUAUGAAGAUGCUGGUGUUAUUUGUUCAGCGAGUGUUCGUCCAACACCAGGGUGGACUACACCGCAUUGGCCAGGGUGGACUACACCGCAUUGGCCAGUUAUAAGGACUACAUCGCAUAGGCCAGGACAAUCUUGUGGUGGUUUUCUUGGAUACCCAUCAGGAUCAUUUAAAAGUCCAUAUUAUCCUUCUGACUAUCCAAACAAUGUGGACUGUGUAUGGGAAAUACAAGUUAGAAACAACUACCAAAUAAGACUUACCUUUCAGGACUUUUUUCUAGAAGAAUGUGAUAGAUAUAGAUGCCGUUGUGAUUAUGUUGAAAUCUAUGAUGGACCUCUUCAUACUGCCUCACUGCUUGGGAAAAUUUGUUAUGGCUAUUAUCACACUUUUACAUCAAGUUCCAAUAUGAUGACAAUUAAAUUCCAUAGUGAUAGAAGUGUCACAAGAAGGGGAUUCCUUGCAAACUAUCACAGCAUCUCUGGAGAUCAAAACACAACUCUUGUUUGCCAGCCGACCUAUAUGGAAGCUGCAAUUAGUAGAAGUUAUCUGAACUCUCAAGGCUAUAAUCCAUGGAGUGUCAGCUUGAUGGAUCCCAACUGCAGACCGAGGAUCACACCAUAUUAUGUUAUAUUCAACAUACCAUAUAAUGGCUGUCGGACCAGAAGAGAUGUUGAUGCCGAUACUAUUACAUAUUCAAAUGAGAUCUCAGUAAUUGCCCCUUCACAAGACUUCAUAAGAAGGGUACCAGAUCUUCUUGUGCAUGUCAACUGCAAGAUGCUUCAAAACACCUGGAUAGAAACAAUGUAUAUCGCUCAGCAAACCAAAGAGAUUAACGAAACACAAUAUGGCCAAUAUAGUGUGAACCUUACAUUUUAUGACUCAUCCUUCUGGAAACCAGUGAAUGAUAUGCCUUAUUAUGUCGUAUUAAAUCAAAGGUUAUAUUUGCAAGCUUAUCUCUAUAGUUCCGAUUCCAACCUGCAGAUGUUUUUGGAUACUUGUACAGCAUCACCCAAUUACAAUGAUUUUACAAACCUAACUUACGACAUUAUCAAAAAUGGGUGUGUUAAAGAAUCUACCUAUCAGACUUACUACUCCCCAUAUAGAAACAUUCUUCGUUUUUCCUUCCAAGCCUUUGCCUUCAUGGGCAGGCACCCAUCAGUUUACCUGCAGUGUAAAGUGGUGGUUUGCAGAUCCUAUGACUACUACUCAAGAUGUAAUCGAGGCUGCCUGCUCCGAUCCAAGAGAGAUACAGGCUCCUAUCAUGAAAACCUAGAUGUCAUUAUUGGCCCCAUCGAAGUUGUGAAGGAUGGUGUUCAGAACAGAAACUUUGGACAAUCUUGUGGUGGUUUUCUUGGAUACCCAUCAGGAUCAUUUAAAAGUCCAUAUUAUCCUUCUGACUAUCCAAACAAUGUGGACUGUGUAUGGGAAAUACAAGUUAGAAACAACUACCAAAUAAGACUUACCUUUCAGGACUUUUUUCUAGAAGAAUGUGAUAGAUAUAGAUGCCGUUGUGAUUAUGUUGAAAUCUAUGAUGGACCUCUUCAUACUGCCUCACUGCUUGGGAAAAUUUGUUAUGGCUAUUAUCACACUUUUACAUCAAGUUCCAAUAUGAUGACAAUUAAAUUCCAUAGUGAUAGAAGUGUCACAAGAAGGGGAUUCCUUGCAAACUAUCACAGCAUCUCUGGAAAUCAAAACACAACUCUUGUUUGCCAGCCGACCUAUAUGGAAGCUGCAAUUAGUAGAAGUUAUCUGAACUCUCAAGGCUAUAAUCCAUGGAGUGUCAGCUUGAUGGAUCCCAACUGCAGACCGAGGAUCACACCAUAUUAUGUUAUAUUCAACAUACCAUAUAAUGGCUGUCGGACCAGAAGAGAUGUUGAUGCCGAUACUAUUACAUAUUCAAAUGAGAUCUCAGUAAUUGCCCCUUCACAAGACUUCAUAAGAAGGGUACCAGAUCUUCUUGUGCAUGUCAACUGCAAGAUGCUUCAAAACACCUGGAUAGAAACAAUGUAUAUCGCUCAGCAAACCAAAGAGAUUAACGAAACACAAUAUGGCCAAUAUAGUGUGAACCUUACAUUUUAUGACUCAUCCUUCUGGAAACCAGUGAAUGAUAUGCCUUAUUAUGUCGUAUUAAAUCAAAGGUUAUAUUUGCAAGCUUAUCUCUAUAGUUCCGAUUCCAACCUGCAGAUGUUUUUGGAUACUUGUACAGCAUCACCCAAUUACAAUGAUUUUACAAACCUAACUUACGACAUUAUCAAAAAUGGGUGUGUUAAAGAAUCUACCUAUCAGACUUACUACUCCCCAUAUAGAAACAUUCUUCGUUUUUCCUUCCAAGCCUUUGCCUUCAUGGGCAGGCACCCAUCAGUUUACCUGCAGUGUAAAGUGGUGGUUUGCAGAUCCUAUGACUACUACUCAAGAUGUAAUCGAGGCUGCCUGCUCCGAUCCAAGAGAGAUACAGGCUCCUAUCAUGAAAACCUAGAUGUCAUUAUUGGCCCCAUCGAAGUUGUGAAGGAUGGUGUUCAGAACAGAAACUUUGAAGCAAAUCUGGAAGGCCAGGAAAAAUUGGCAACUCCUGAUUCCCAUGUACCUUACAUAGUUGCUGCUGCCAUCCUUGCAGUCGUUGCCAUGACUCUUGCAGGAAUUAUUCUGAAAAACAAGUGGAAAAGAUCAAUUCCAUAUGAGAUAAUGUGAGGACUUAAAAAUCUUGUGUUAUAAACCAGUGCUGAGUUAAUUGUGAUGAACUUAAUUAUUGGAUGGAGAGUGUCCUCAACAGCAAUACCAGUAUUUCUCUGAUGUAUUAAUAUUCUUGUGAUUUACAUUGAUUUUGCUUUUACAUUAAAUUUAAGAACUAGAAAAUAAGGUCUUGAAAAAUUCAUUAAAUUUAUAGUAGCAAUCUGAAGAAUAUAUUUGUACGGAAUUUUGUAAUAUUCUUAAACACACUGUCCAGAAUGAAGGGAUGAGGGCUGGAAUUUCAUCCCAUAUAAUGUCUCUUCAGUCCUUCCCAGUUCAGGACGAAAAUAUGCAACAAGCACCUCUGUUCUCUUUAUUCUUCCUAUUUAAUUAAAUAAAAUACAAUUUCACUUUAGCAGGAAGCUUGUUUCUGAAAGUUCUACAAUUUUUAUCAAGUUAUCUCCAGUCUGGCUAUCUUAAUUCUACUAUCAACUGAGAAAAAAGUGUUGAAAGAGAAUGUAUAUAUUCAUUAGUUCAUCUUAAGCAAGAUACAAGUUGCAAACAGAUCAGCAGAUAUUUCCAUGUUGUCCUCCAAAGUGGCCCAACCCAGAAUAUAAUAGUACAGAUGAGAAAUUAUUAAUCAAGUACAAUAGCAACAAGAAAAUCUUGAUGCAAAAUCUUGAUGAAAUACUGCCAAGU
Ahaetulla prasina is the source of this 4154-nucleotide messenger RNA. Its product is annotated as deleted in malignant brain tumors 1 protein-like. The transcript has 22 exons. Gene Ontology annotation, cellular component: membrane; cell surface. Lineage: Eukaryota; Metazoa; Chordata; Lepidosauria; Squamata; Colubridae. The record is from RefSeq and is a predicted model, not a curated record. Bases 36 to 3476 code for a protein of 1146 amino acids.